This is a messenger RNA of Zingiber officinale, 744 nucleotides long. RefSeq lists its product as uncharacterized. Lineage: Eukaryota; Viridiplantae; Streptophyta; Magnoliopsida; Zingiberales; Zingiberaceae. Bases 60 to 560 code for a protein of 166 amino acids. The transcript is spliced from 3 exons. The record is from RefSeq and is a predicted model, not a curated record.
CUUGACAAUGUGGACAAGAGUCGAAGGCCAGUCCUCUCCGGAGAGACGAAAGAGAAGAAAUGAAAGGAGGGAAGGAGGCGAAGUCGAUCACUCUGGAGGAAUACGCCGGUUUCUUCCACAACCCUCAUCUCCGCCACCUCCUCUCCCAUUACCAGCUCAACCAGAUCAUCGUUAUGCAUGGAUUUGUGAAGCUGCAUCGAUGGCCAAAGGAGCUCAUCCUGAAUGCCAUCGAGUCGCUCGACUUGAUGCCUCCGGAGAGGUCCACCGUGCGGGAGCGGCUGAAGGCCUCGGUUCCUCUUACGAUGAUGUCGCUGGAAGAGGCGAAGCAGGGUAUCGAUGCACUUGGCUGGCAGGAGUGCCCCUUGGGCUCCGUUCUCUCCUUUAGCGCGGCGGGUGCAGAUGUGGUGGAGACACCAUCGCAGACCGCUCCGAGAGCUCGGCUCAAUCGCCCCUCCGCUGCCACUGCUCGCACCGGCCAGCAGGGGAAGGGUGGUAGGAGGAAGAGGAAGCGAAUGAAGGAGUUGGCUUUGAUAGAUUCGCCUGCUGCACUGCCAAUGUAAAAAAAUAUAUGCCAUUAUAUAAGACUAGAGAAAACGGAGGCAUCUGUGAGUGCUCCUACACUGCUCCUCAGUUGUUACUUGUUAGCCUUUGCAGUUUACACUAAUUUUGUUGAUACUCGUUCGAUCAGAAUACUUUUGACUUGCAUGUGAUCCUGAAAUCCAAUAUUAUCAGCACAAUUGUUCA